This is a messenger RNA of Caenorhabditis auriculariae, 1691 nucleotides long. The record is from the annotation of a GenBank genome assembly. NCBI's taxonomy places the organism in Eukaryota, Metazoa, Nematoda, Chromadorea, Rhabditida, Rhabditidae.
AUGGGUACGGUGAGAGCGUCACAUUUGACGUCGCUAAGCUCUUCAGCCUCGGAUGCACGGCAGCCGUCCAUCUUCGAUAUUCUGUCCCAGGAAAAUCUCUCAUCCUCCAUUAAACCGGCUUUGCACCAACUCACGAAAGUACGCCAUCUUUUAGAUUGCAAUUGAAAAAUUUUAAUUAUUCAAGUAUUUGACGUUCAUCAAACCGAAGAGCUUUGGAGUAAUCUACCGCAACUUUGAUGAAUAUUACCUCGCUUUCGACCUUUUUUUACAAAACUAUUUUUUUGAAAAAAAAUUAUGGUGAGUGAAAUGAAAAGAACUUUUUUGAGAAUGGAUUAAAAACUCAGGAGCUUCAUUCUCGGAGAACUUUUAUUCGAUGAAGCGAACUAAUGUCAAAACAGGUCUUCCUCCUUCCAUGGGACGUGAAAAAUUGGCUUCGCUGAUUGUUUUGGUGAGUAAAAUAAAAUUUUAAAAAUAAAUCUUAGAAAAAAGUAUUAUUCCUAUUAUGUAUAAUUCAUCGAUUACAGAACAUAAAUAUCGAUUGUUUCAAAAGUUUUCAAUUGUUUUUUUUUUUUUGCUUUGAACCAACUUUUUUAAAAAUAGAUGCCGCAAGACUUCUGAGGACUAGCAUUUUUCCAAACUUACGAACAGAAUAAAAUCUUUUUGAGACGAUUCUCGUCGGAAAAUGAAGCUCUCCUUCCUUCAGUUUCGAUUUCAGGUUCUCUGGCCCUACGUGGAGAACAAAAUGAAUACGCUACACGAAAGAUUGAAAGAGUCCUACGAACGCAGAAGAUGGGCUGAUAUCCGCGUAUGUUCUUUUUUCUUACAAAACGUCUCAUUUAUCAUUUUCGAUUUUAGAAUACAAAAGAAAAAAUGAAAAAGUUUUUUGUCACUGCCUGGCCGCUCCUGAAAACGCUCCUAAAAGGCAUCAAAACUAUAAUGCAACUCACGUGAGAGUUUAAAUUUGCUUUUAAAUCCGCAAAACGGAUAGUUUAGGUACAUUCUGAACAGAUCCUCGUCUCAUUCUCCAUUUUUGUGGCUUUCUGGAAACAUUUUGCACAGCCUCACGCCUGAAGACUUUUCCCAGUUUGAACACGUUCCAAUGCAUUUGAGAAAAUCUGGGUAAAUUAGCCGGAUAUACAGUUUUCAAAAUGAUACUUUUUUCUAGUAUUGUCAACCGGUUGUGGAGAUUCAUCCUCGGACUGCCUGGAGUCCUCUCCAGAUUAUUUGGAUAUGGUCUUUUUUUCGUCCAAUUUCUGGAUUUCAUGUACAACAGUGACUUUGGUUCCCAACUGACAGGAAGGUCUUCUUAUUCUAAAGCUCCUCCCCCGCCUCAUCAAAUGGUGAAAUAACUUAUUUUCGAAUACUUAUUCCGUUUUUUGCAGAUUUCGGAGAGUAACGUUUUGAACUUGGAUACCAACAAGUGUCCACUUUGCUAUAAGAAACGAACCAACGACACGGCUUUGUUCGUUUCCGGCUAUGUUUUCUGCUACACCUGCAUCAACAAAUACGUCAAUACUCAUCAUAAGUAGGACAUUUUCUUUUGAUAACAUUUUGAGCAAAGUUGAAGAAUGUUUUUCGGAGCGUCAAUUUAUUUCCAUGUUGAAGUUUAGAGAAAAAAUAAAAAUGUUUUCAGAUGCCCUGUGACAGGACUUCCCGCAACAAAUCAACACCUUAUCCGUUUAUUCGUCUGA